CUCUUCCCCGCCUCUUCCCCGCCCAACGCCCGACGUAGACAUCGGCUUAUUCUUAUGCGAAUUAAAAGCCUUCCUCAUGCCACCUCGACAGAAAAUAGAAUACCAUAACCCUGCAAUUUCCACGGUCAAUCUCAUCUGAUUCCAAUCGAGAAAAUGACAUUUGAGAUAUACAUUCCCUCCACCCUGACCUUCCAGGACUACAUCGCCGUCUGCCAAUGUGCGCGCACAUUCGCCGAUGGGUAUGAUCGGAAGGACAAAACCCGCCUCCGCGCCGCCCUCGCCCCCUCCGUGAUAGUCGACUACAACAAAGUCCUUCCCCACGUCACCCGCGAGACCUACGAAGCCGACCACUUCGUCGAGACAUGGCUGAACCCAAAAAACCUUGGGAACAAGGCUCUGGCGACGCAGCAUCUCCUCGGAGCACCAUACUUCAAGUUCGCAUCGGAGGAAAAGAUCGUCGUACAAUGGCAGCAACUUGCAAGCCACGGGCGGUGGGUUGACAGUCAGGAAGAGACAUCUCCGGUGAAGCGCAAGAUCGACGAGACGUCGGAUGGAAGAAGCUGGAUGCAGCAGACUUAUGUUAAGGUGGAUGGGCAGUGGCGGAUUCAGGUGCUGGAGCCGGAGGUUUUGUACCAUACGGGGGAUUUUCAGAGGAUUAGACGGCCGGAUGAGAAGGGUGAGGGGAAGCUUUAGGGUUGGGGGUCUGGGACGGUCGUGGUCGUGGUCGCCGUUAUGGCGAUGUGCCGAGUUUUCGGGACAGGGUAAUAGACCAUACAGCUCGCUGAAAUGUAAAGCUCACUUGCUUUUUACUCGUUAAGCUAAAUGAUCUCUUUGUGGAUGCUGUAUGUGACUGAGACUGUCGGAAGGAUGAGAGCAGUGUCGGGUUGUGGGGAUCUCGGGAUGUGGGCUGUCGGAUACACUCUGCACAGUAAACCCUAAC
Molecule: messenger RNA, 940 nt
Organism: Aspergillus piperis CBS 112811
Lineage: Eukaryota; Fungi; Ascomycota; Eurotiomycetes; Eurotiales; Aspergillaceae
Gene: arp1
Product: scytalone dehydratase arp1
Exons: 2
Coding region: 154-693 (179 amino acids)
Biological process (GO): melanin metabolic process
Molecular function (GO): scytalone dehydratase activity
Source: RefSeq, a predicted model, not a curated record